Messenger RNA from Mytilus trossulus (common blue mussel), 620 nucleotides. Its product is annotated as transmembrane protein 11-A, mitochondrial-like. The transcript has 2 exons. Gene Ontology annotation, biological process: inner mitochondrial membrane organization. NCBI's taxonomy places the organism in Eukaryota, Metazoa, Mollusca, Bivalvia, Mytilida, Mytilidae. The coding region runs from base 60 to 575 and encodes 171 amino acids. The record is from RefSeq and is a predicted model, not a curated record. Gene Ontology annotation, cellular component: mitochondrial inner membrane.
GUCGAAUAAAUGUAGUUCGUUAAUUUAGCACUUCACCGACAGAGGGCGUACCGAAUCGGAUGGCGGACUUUUUAAAUCAGCCACCUCCAAGGUACAUCACUAUCAAAGACAGAAGUGAAGACCAGCAAGAUGAGGCAGAGGAAGAACUUGAAACAGCCUUAGAAUCCAAAGCAAAAUUCAUCAUCAUUGAACCACAUCUUGUUGGUGAACUAACUGUAAGAUGGAUCAAAGUGGGAAAUUUCUUCCACAAAGUGUCUGUUGUUUCUGGAGUUAUAGCCCUUGGUGUGAUGUACACAAAGAGUGACAAAGUAUUCAUCUAUUUGCCGUUUGCAACUAUGAGCAUUUUAUCCUCAGGACUGUAUGCCUUGUCAUCAAAUGAUCCAUGUUGUAAAUAUCAAAUUGAAACUAGCAUGAAGAACAUAGAAAAGCUUCCAUUACAUAAUUUGUCAAGUAGUAGCCCAGUAAUACUAAUAAGACGUGAUGACACUCGACGAAAAUGGCUUCAAAAUAUCGUAGCUGUCACUGCUGGAGGACUUUCUGUAUGGAGACUAUAUCACUGGUUUUAUAACCAUUGACACAGUGUUUUAAAAUGAUGAUUUUAAUUAAAUUUUUAGCUGUUA